Molecule: messenger RNA, 4961 nt
Organism: Biomphalaria glabrata
Lineage: Eukaryota; Metazoa; Mollusca; Gastropoda; Planorbidae
Exons: 6
Coding region: 2468-3550 (360 amino acids)
Source: RefSeq, a predicted model, not a curated record
GCUGGAGGCUAUCAAGCUGAGGCUAUCAAGCUGGAGGCUAUCAAGCUGAGGCUAUCAAGCUGGAGGCUAUCAAGCUGAGGCUAUCAAGCUGGAGGCUAUCAAGCUGAGGCUAUCCAUCACUCUCAAAGAACGGAGGUCAUACUUCAGGAGGGGAACUAACCCAGCUACACAAAUCAAUUCUCCCGAUUGUUGUUGACCACUUUACCAACCUGGGCAGAACAGCGAUGCGUCACUGUCCAGAGAAAUAGACAGCCGUCUAGCAAAGGUCAUCUCAAACUGAGAGUAUGGCGGAAUAGGUUUCUAAAACCAGUGGUUCUCACCACACUUUUGAAUGGUUUCGAGACCCGGGUGCUUUAUCGAAGGCAUUUAAGGCUCCUCAAACGCUUCCAUCCAAGGUGCAUUCGCUUCAUAAUGGGAGGGAAAUUCCACACACCACCUAGACACUUGAUGAAAUGUCACACACCACCUAGACACUUGAUGAAAUGCCACACACCACCUAGACACUUGAUGAAAUGUCACACACCACCUAGACACUUGAUGAAAUGUCACACACCACCUAGACACUUGAUGAAAUGUCACACACCACCUAGACACUUGAUGAAAUGUCACACACCACCUAGACACUUGAUGAAAUGUCACACACCACCUAGACACUUGAUGAAAUGUCACACACCACCUAGACACUUGAUACGAACCGGUUUUGACAGAAUGGCAGCCCAUAGAUUGCUAUUCACGAAAAAACAACAACCUAGCAGUGGUCAGGUUGCAAGUAUGUUAGCACUAGUGAGCACCUAGAGAAGGUCAAAGAGAAACUUGUGUAGGAAAUGUCCUGCGGACCUGUACGACAGUUUACGUGAUCAAUAAGUCCGUCAGGGUUGUUAAGUUAGAGGGGUCCCAAACAGAGGACUCAUUAGAACUAAUGUUGGCCUUACCAAGUUUAAAUAGCAUUUUAAUUUAAAGUUUUUUUUAUUUGAUUGGCACUCAUUUAUUUUAAUUAACCUAAUGCUUUAUUUUUUUUUUGUUAAUGUUUGCACUAUGGGAUUCUAUGAUAACAUUUAAUUUAUUCUAACACCUAGAGAUUUGGGUACGUGUAGCUGGUUUACUACAAGUUAUUGUUUGGUACUCUCUACUCUCUACAAUCUAGUUUAUUUAUACUUCAAGACAGUCAUGUUGAUUGGACUUCUAUACAGUCUUUUUUUUUUACUUCUAUACAUAUAUAUAAAGCUAGUCUUCGAGUCCGAAGAUCAGUGAAGAAUACAGCAUUUCCCGUGGCUGCGCAGCCUCAGCUGUGACCUACAUAUUUUGCCACAUCUAGGGCAAGCCUAACCAUUGUCCGCAGGUGGUCGAUUUAGAUUUUCUUUUCGUCGUCUGCUUUGUCCUCGACAGUAGAUUUUCUUUUGGUCUCAAAUGUGUAUCCCGCGGCCUUCGUGAGUGACCUCCUGCUGUCUCGUUCUGAGGCCGCAUGCAGCCAGGUCCUCUCUUCUAUGUCAGCCAAGGAAAGUUGACGUCUUAGCUGGUCUUUGAAUAGUUUCCGUGGGGCGCCUCUGUUACGUCGACCACCUUUUAGCUCACCAAAAAAGAUCGCCUUUGGCAUACGUUCGUCUCCCAUAAGGGAUACGUGCCCUGCCCAACGUAGCUGUCGGACCAUAAGUGUAGUUUAUUGGACUUCUAUACAGUCUAAUUUAUUGAACCUAUACAGUCUAUUGGACCUAUACAGUCUAUUGGACCUAUACAGUCUAUUGGACCUAUACAGUCUAUUGGACCUAUACAGUCUAUUGGACCUAUACAGUCUAUUGUAUCUAUACAAUCUAGUUUAUUGGUUUAUUCGACUUUCUCUUCUAAUGACUCUGGCCUUGACAAAUCCAGGGGAGGUAAUUCUCAAGUUUUGUAGGAACGAUCUAGUUUUCUCUACUAACAAAAAAAAAAUAAAUAUUUAAAGUGAAAAAAAAAUCCCUUGGAGUUGAUGUAACAACAGACUUAUUUUAAUAUCCAAGUUUUAGCCUGUGUGGUUCGGAUAAAUGUUCAAAAUAUCUGCAUGGAGAAUCGAUUACUCAAUUUAGUAUCGCUCUAUACUUAGGCUCGUUUAUUAUGAGUAAAAAAAAAGUUGCAUCAAAGGCAUCCUAUCGAUUUCGGUUAUUAUUGAUUUGUCACCGAUCCCUGCCUCCUAAAUAAUCAAUCAGAUUUGGUUCGAUCUUGUCAUCUGAUACAAUAAAUUGAGUUUCCUGCUUAGUUAGAGAGUUGUUUUCUAGGUGACUAGCCUGUAAUCUCUAGUCUAAAGUAGUAUCGCUGGAGUGAUAAGUUAAACAAAAUGUUUUAUUAAAUUGAUCUAUGGACUCAAUGUCAUAUCAACUCAACUUACAGACACAGAUAUUUUCUGUAGGAAGCUCUGUGAUAAAAUUUCUUUGAUUCAAAUGUAACAUCAGUAAGUUUACAGUAACCAGUCAUCUUGAAAGUAACACGAGUCUUGAUGGAAGAUACCAUGACUGAAUCCUUCAACCAAUUUAAAGAUGAUUCCAGACCAGCAUUUAUCAGGCUUCCGUAUACAGUAGGUAUCUACCUUGAUGCUCUUGACGCUCGACCUGACAAAGACAUCAAUGUUGGUUCUCAUCACGCUUUUAUGAUGGAGGUGAUGGACCAAAUGUUUCAACAUUUCAAGACGUUGGAUCUCUCUCAACUGAAAGGUCACUUGCUGGCAAGACGAGCUGCAGAAGGGAUGAUUCUAGAAGGGUUUCGAUCAGGCUGUGUCUUGGCUGUUACAUUUGACACAUUGGACGCUGUGGACAACCUUUGGACCCUGUACAUUAAAGGAAAGCUGACACCGAUCUUUCAGGAUCUACUAGUGGACCAAGCGUUAUUGAAGGCGACCAAGACAGUAAAGAUCUCGCUCAGGUCGAAACUGUGGGAGGAUGAGUAUAAGUCGUGUUUAAACGAAAUCACCACAAGAUCCACAGUUAGACAAAGGCUUUCCAGUUUUGAGAAUGACUUCAAGAUGGUCUGUCGGAUAAAGCAGUCGCAACAAAAUAUGCCAGGAAUCAUCGCCAAGGCCAGGGAACACGAAAGUCAAUUCGAGCGCAACCUCGGAGAGUUUAUGCUGACCUUAAAACGAACCCUCCCACCAAACAUGACAGUCCUGAAAAACUUGAAAGAAUUUUCGACUAACAUCCGAGUAGCGAAAGGAAUCAAGAAAACAGGCUUUGAGUCAGUAGAUCAGUUCUUGAAAGCCUUGGAAUUUUUUAGACAGACAUUUGCAGAGAUUGAGAAGCAGACAAUCAAUCCUUUGUGCCAAGUGAGAGCUGUCUGUGAACAUGAGAAACAAGUGGAGUUCAAGAAACAGAUCCGAGACUCCUGGGCCGAAAUGACGUCACUGCUGAAGCAGGACUCUGAUCUCAGUCAGGCCAAGUACAAAGACUGGGAAAGGAAAGUUUUAAAAAUGGAGCACGCAUUGUUUUUUGGCUUAAUAAGUUUGAUACCUUUAAGUUUGGACCGAUUGACUACCAUUGACGUCAGCACUGAUGAAUACAUUAUGGCCUUUCCAGAGAUGGCGGAGUAAAUGUGAGAGUUACAUUACACGAGUGUGUGAGAUGGAGGCUGUGUGAGAUGAAGGCUGUGUGAGAUGGAGGCUGUGUGAGAUGGAGGCUGUGUGAGAUGGAGGCUGUGUGAGAUGGAGGCUGUGUGAGAUGAAGACUGUGUGAGAUGGAGGCUGUGUGAGAUGGAGGCUGUGUGAGAUGGAGGCUGUGUGAGAUGGAGGCUGUGUGAGAUGAAGACUGUGUGAGAUGGAGACUGUGUGAGAUGAAGACUGUGUGAGAUGAAGACUGUGUGAGAUGGAGGUUGUGUGAGAUGAAGACUGUGUGAGAUGAAGACUGUGUGAGAUGAAGGCUGUGUGAGAUGGAGGCUGUGUGAGAUGGAGGCUGUGUGAGAUGGAGGCUGUGUGAGAUGAAGACUGUGUGAGAUGAAGACUGUGUGAGAUGGAGGCUGUGUGAGAUGAAGGCUGUGUGAGAUGGAGGCUGUGUGAGAUGGAGGCUGUGUGAGAUGGAGGCUGUGUGAGAUGGAGGCUGUGUGAGAUGGAGGCUGUGUGAGAUGGAGGCUGUGUGAGAUGGAGGCUGUGUGAGAUGGAGGCUGUGUGAGAUGGAGGCUGUGUGAGAUGGAGGCUGUGUGAGAUGGAGGCUGUGUGAGAUGGAGGCUGUGUGAGAUGAAGACUGUGUGAGAUGGAGGCUGUGUGAGAUGGAGGCUGUGUGAGAUGGAGGCUGUGUGAGAUGAAGACUGUGUGAGAUGGAGACUGUGUGAGAUGAAGACUGUGUGAGAUAGAGGCUGUGUGAGAUGAAGGCUGUGUGAGAUGGAGGCUGUGUGAGAUGGAGGCUGUGUGAGAUGGAGGCUGUGUGAGAUGGAGGCUGUGUGAGAUGGAGGCUGUGUGAGAUGAAGACUGUGUGAGAUGGAGGCUGUGUGAGAUGGAGGCUGUGUGAGAUAGAGGCUGUGUGAGAUGGAGGCUGUGUGAGAUAGAGGCUGUGUGAGAUGGAGGCUGUGUGAGAUAGAGGCUGUGUGAGAUGAAGGCUGUGUGAGAUGGAGGCUGUGUGAGAUGGAGGCUGUGUGAGAUGGAGGCUGUGUGAGAUGGAGGCUGUGUGAGAUGGAGGCUGUGUGAGAUGGAGGCUGUGUGAGAUGAAGACUGUGUGAGAUGAAGACUGUGUGAGAUGGAGGCUGUGUGAGAUGGAGGCUGUCAGAGAUGGAGGCUGUGUGAGAUGAAGACUGUGUGAGAUGGAGGCUGUGUGAGAUGGAGGCUGUGUGAGAUAGAGGCUGUGUGAGAUAGAGGCUGUGUGAAUGAGAAUACAAGAUCAGGAAACUGAUUCUUGACGUAUUUCUUCAGUAUUAAACUAAAAAUAACAAAAAUAUAAUGCAUUUGAAUAUUUCAAAAGUAACAUUCAGACACUCAAGUAUGUUUUAAAUAACAAAUUUCUACAAGCAUUUGA